AUGAACCGUCCGUCCUUCAGGCCGCGGCCGGUGGACAUCAAUAAGAAGCUCGCGAUCGUCCGAUCGACGGACGAGCUGAACGCGGAGGACGAGGGCGUAUCGAGGACCAUCCUGCCGGCACCGUCGAAGAAGGGACCGUCCGUGGAGAUCCCGACGCCGCACUGCGGCGUGGUCGAAGCGUACGACAAGCUCUACCCGGCGAACUUUCGCCAACCGUCGUCGUACAUUCGCAGCAAGCAUGUGCGGCAGGACGACGGCGUGUACGUGGAGUAUGAUUUGGACGAUGAGGACGAGGACUGGUUGGAAGUGCUCAACCAGAACAGGCUGCUGCUCGCUGCAGACAGGCUGGAGUGGAUGAUCUAUCAAAUGGAGCUACUGGAUGCGCGGGCGAGGGCCAAGGCAGGGACGGCCAUGCUGGCAGGCGCGGAGCAGACAGGUGUAUCUGGGCAGGCAUCUGGGGGAGUGCGAGUGCCCGUCCUGCUGCAGCAGCAGCAAGCCGUAGAUGUGAGUGCUCGCUCUACUGCGUUGAGAGCGCAGGUUCCAAGGCAAGCCAUCAUCGCUGCAGCGUACGACUACUGGCGGUCCAAGAGGGAGAGGUGGGGGAAACCCAUUCUGAGGCGCCUGCAGCCGUCCCCAGCCAUCACAGACACCAAUCCGUUCAACGUGUUUCGACCGCGGGAGAGAGUUCACCGCCCCAACACACGCCGGAUGCAGCGGAGGGAGAAUGACAUGGCAUCAUAUGAAAAGCUCGUGCGGGUCCAGAAGAACAUUGAAGACGCUUUGCAACUAGCACAGGCUGUUGAGAGAAGGGAGGAGAGGAAGCGUGAGCUAAUCAAUUGUGAAGUGGCUUUGCAACAAGCAGCACUCUCAGAGCGGGACAUUACAGUGCAGCAAGCAGAGGCCCUUGGGAUCAUCCCAGACCUCUCCUCGUCACACGCCAAGCCCUUCCCUGGAGCCACCGCCCCUCCCCCGGACAUUCCCAUGCCGUUCGCCCGCCCUCUUUCGCUUGAGCAGUUGUCUGCGAUGCAUAUACAGCCGCCUCUGCUUUCCCACCGGCCCCCACCAGCGUCCCUCUGGGAGUCUCCUGAUUCCUUCUGUCUUCCUCCCUUGGGUUUAUCAGGGUCGGGAGAGGGAGGGAUGGUGGGGGGGAGAGGGGCGGCGGGGCCGAGAGAGGGUGUGGAGUUGAGGGUGCGGGGGAGGAUAGGCAGGGGAGGGAGGUUGAUAUUUGAUCGCUGGGAUGUGAUGGAAGGGCGCCCGCUGGUGGCACCUGUGCCUGCUGUCACUGCCGUGCCUGCUGCCGUGCCUGCUCUCAUGCCUGCUGCCGCGCCUGCUGCCAUGCCUGCUGCCGAGCCUGCUGCCGUGCCUGUUGCCAUGCCUGCUGCCAUGCCUGCUGCCAUGCCUCCUGGUGCGGGUGCUGCCAUGCCUGCUGGUGUGACUACUUCCAUGCAAGACACUGGCAAGAAGGAUGUGGUACCAAAUGCGUCCAUGCAGAAUGACCUGCAGAGUGACCCUCGGUAUGCAGCUAAUGACCUGCCUUUGAGUGGUGCUGUAAGGAAGAAUCUAACCGACAACGCUGAUGCUACGGAGGUCUCCCAUUCCCCAGCAGCCGCAGCAGGAGCAGCAGCUGGAGGGAUUAAUGCUGCUCCUGCUCCUCCUGCUCCUCCUGCCUUCGCUUCUGCUCAGGCCCCAAUGGUGCAUGCAUCUGCACCAGUCAACAGCCCCAUUCCUUCCACUGUCCCACCCUCCGCUCCUCACUCAAAGCCCGCUGCUCCUCCUGCAUUCACUGCUGCACCUGCUUCCGCUUUCAACCCCGCUGCUGCACCUGCUUCUGUUACUGGUACUGCUGAAACUGCUGGGUCCAAACCUGGACCCAAUGCUACUGCUGCUGCUGAUGGGGUAGCUUAUAAACGUUCUAACAGUGGAAAGGCUUUUGGGAUCGGCUCCUCUCAACCUGCACUGGAUAGCAAUGCAUUGGGUGCAGGAGUAGCAAGGGGUGGAGUGGGUGUCGGAGGGGUGCAGAGCGGUGUGAGGGUUGUGGGGGGAGUAAGAGGUGGAGAGGGGGGUGUAGGAGUUGCAAGGGGUGGAAUGGGUGCAGGAAUGCCUCGAUAUUGUCACAUGGCUCACCUUCUUCGCCCCUCGUCCCUCGGUAGUGGAACCUUUUCCUCUCUCCUCCCUAUCCCUCGCCAAGACGCAACACACGCAAGGUCUGCUCGUGCUUAG
Closterium sp. Yama58-4 is the source of this 2220-nucleotide messenger RNA. Lineage: Eukaryota; Viridiplantae; Streptophyta; Zygnematophyceae; Desmidiales; Closteriaceae. The record is from the annotation of a GenBank genome assembly.